Molecule: messenger RNA, 3386 nt
Organism: Rhododendron vialii
Lineage: Eukaryota; Viridiplantae; Streptophyta; Magnoliopsida; Ericales; Ericaceae
Product: kinesin-like protein KIN-10A
Exons: 6
Coding region: 343-3114 (923 amino acids)
Biological process (GO): microtubule-based movement
Cellular component (GO): microtubule; kinesin complex
Molecular function (GO): ATP hydrolysis activity; ATP binding; microtubule motor activity
Source: RefSeq, a predicted model, not a curated record
AAAAAAUCCUCAGAAAUCAAAAUUUCCACUUCUCUCUUUCCAUUCUCAGUUCUUGCCUUUUUUCUUUCUUCAUUCUCACCUUUCUGAACAUUCAUCAAUUUCUCAUCCCCAAGUCGGCUUCUCUCUCCUCAAUUUCUGCUUUCAACAAAGUCCUCUCUCUCUCUCUCUCUCACGAACCCAGAUUUCCAAAAACAAAUCUUUAAUUACUACUCUUGGAAAAAAAUACCAAGAAAUCUUCAAGAUUUUCCAUUCCACCGAAAAAAGAUCAUAGCUUGAAGUUCAAACUCCAAUCUUUGAUAUCCCCUGUGAUUCGAAUACUGAUUUUCCCUUGGUGUUUCAUUAAUGGCCCCCACACCUUCAUCCAAGUCUAACCAAAUGGCUCACACACCUUCUUCCAAAUCAAAUCAAACCCAUUUACACAAUCCAAAAACACCCCACUCCAAGAACCGCCUAAACUUCAACAUGUCAUCAAAACCCUCACCAAACCCUAACCCCACAGCCAAAGAAAACCCACCACCAGCCGAGCAUCCGGUGGAAGUAAUAGGCCGAAUCCGUGACUACCCAGACCGGAGAGACAAGCCCGAACCCGUAUUCAAGAUCAACCCGGACCUCCACUCUCUUAGGGUUAGAACCGAAAUCGGGUACCGGGAUUUCAGUCUUGAUGGGGUGUCAUUGUCAGAGGAGGAGGAUCUUGAUGGGUUUUACCAGAAAUUCGUCGAGUCAAGGAUUAAAGGUGUGAAGUUGGGGGCUAAGUGUACUAUAAUGAUGUACGGUCCAACCGGGUCGGGUAAGAGCCAUACUAUGUUUGGGUGCGCGAAGCAGCCGGGGAUUGUGUACCGGUCUUUGAAAGAUAUAUUGGGUGAAGGGGAUGGACGGAAUGAUGGGAGUGAUGAGCAGUGUGUUGGGGUUGGGACAUUUGUUCAGGUCACUGUGUUGGAGAUAUAUAAUGAGGAGAUAUAUGAUCUUUUGUCGACGAAUAAUGGUGGGGGAGGGUUGAGUUUUCCGUGGUCUAAGGGCAGUGCAUCCAAGGUAAGGCUGGAAGUGAUGGGAAAGAAGGCAAAAAAUGCUACUUUUAUCUCUGGAACUGAAGCAACAAAGAUAUCAAAAGAGAUCCAAAAGGUUGAGAAGCGACGGAUAGUCAAAAGCACACUUUGCAAUGAGAGAAGCUCUCGAAGCCACUGCAUGAUAAUUCUCGAUGUCCCCACCGUGGGAGGACGGCUAAUGCUUGUUGACAUGGCUGGUUCUGAAAACAUUGAACAAGCUGGUCAAAAUGGUUUGGAAGCAAAAAUGCAGACCGGAAAGAUCAACCAAGGAAAUAUAGCAUUGAAGAGAGUCGUAGAGUCCAUUGCAAACGGUGAUUCUCAUGUACCCUUUCGAGAUAGCAAGUUAACGAUGCUUUUGCAGGAUUCAUUUGAGGAUGAUAAGUCAAAAAUUCUGAUGAUAUUAUGCGCCAGCCCAGAUCCCAAGGAGAUGCACAAGACAAUUUCAACUCUUGAAUACGGAGCUAAAGCAAAAUGCAUUGUUCGUGGUCCUCACACACCUGCAAAGGACAGGAAUGAAGAUUCAACUUCAGCAGUUAUUUUAGGAUCAAGGAUCACAGCGAUGGACCAGUUCAUUUUCAAGCUACAAAUGGAAAACAAGCUGAGAGAGAAAGAGCGAAACGAAGCCCACAAAGAACUUAUGAAGAAAGAAGAAGAAGUUUCUGCUUUAAGAGCUAAACUCGCAACAGUGGAAGGGAGGGAAUUGGGGAAGAGCGAAGAGGAGAUCAACUUAAAGGUGAAUGAGCGGACCCAAAUGCUGAAAUGUGAAUUAGAGAAGAAAAUACAAGAAUGUGAGAAAAUGGCAAGCGAAUUUGUUGAAAUGGAGAGGAGGAAGAUGGAAGAGAAAGUAUUGCAACAGCAACAGGAGCUUGAAAUGCUAAGGCGGCGUUUGGAGGAAAUUGAGUCAGAGUUGCGCGUUUCGAGAGAUAGAAAUGGUGAAAUCAGUGGCUCCGCUGAAAUGAAUGGAAGUGGCUUUGCGAAAAGGCUGUUCGAGAUUUAUGCUGAUGAGGAUCCGGGGAUGGAGAAAUCAAUGGACUUGGUUAGAUCAAUGGAUUUGGAUAUGGGUAGACAAGAGCCAAUUGUUCAUGAUGUAAAAUAUUUUGAUAGUAGGCCUAAAAUAAUAGGCAACGAUCCUAACAUGGGCCUUUGGGAUUCUACAGAUGUGAAUAUGGUGAAUGACGAAGACCAUGAUGUCUUUUCCUUGACAUAUGCCAACAAAGUAUCUUUGAGUACUGUAUUUGAGGAAGGAGAAGAAAUAGAAGAAGAGCAAGAGGAAGAAAAAGAGAAAUCAUUGGAUGAAGAAGUGCAGAAAGAGGUAAUAGAGGAGAAGACAGUAGAUCCUAGUCGAAGGCUAAAUUUUGCAACAUCAAAUGUGUCCGACAGAAUUGUACAAAAUCUUGAUUACUUCAGAAGUUGGUCAGAGGAGAAAAAUGAAGGUUUGGGAUUGAGAGGUGAAAUGGAUGACUCUAAGGAUACAGACUCUUUUAGGCGGAUGAGAAUCCAAAACAUACACAGACUUUGUGGUAACUAUCGAGAGGUUUCUUCUCAGCACAGUACAAGUCCAGUUCCUGUCAAAAAGAGGUUUGACAGUUAUGAUCCUCACUCAUCUCCAGUGAGGACAAUUGGUGAGGAUAACAAGCUGAAAUUGGCAGAAUCACACGUGAACAAAAUCCGGAACUCCGAUGAUUCAAAGGAGAAUUACAGUUCUUUGCAAGUGAGAAGUGAACCUAGUGAUGAUAUGGUUGAAGUUUAUGUCAAAUGGGAGGUGUCAAAGGAGCAUCAGGGGAAGUUUAUCACUACUCUAAAGGUUGUAAAGGAUGCUACACUUGCUGAUCUGCGGAAGCUGAUUGAAAUCCACCUUGGUGCGGAAUUCACUUUUCUUGUGCUUGGGGACCCCACCGGAGCCCCUGUCGCUAGAGAGGAAGAAGCCACAGUUCCCGUGAGCAAACUUCCCAUUUGCAACCAGCUACGGUGCCACCUUGCUUGCUUACGUCCCGUGAAAGGGAUCCAAGCUCAAAAUCAUCACAUUCCAUUCACUUCAAUGGAAAAUAUACUGAAUGUGACGGCAAGGUGAUUGUUUCUUCUGUAUUAGCCGAAAGAGUCCAAACUUUCUUGUAUGAGUGGUGUGUGCAUUUCUAUAUCUAUCUGUGUAGAAAAACCUGUUUUGUUUUUCUGUGGGAUGUGUGUAUCAGUGAAAAUCUGGCACUUUUUUUUGGCAACUCUGCUGUGUAUGAGAAUGAGUAUUCCUUUUGGUAAACUUGGUUUACUCUGUGGAAUAUGGAAGCAAUGAAACAAAUUCAACUGGUAAAUUUGGUUUUCGGAAAUUGAUUAGAUGUAUUCCAUUCC